AUGUUACAACCAUACAGGCUACUGGGUAGCAUACGAUCCUUCACUACCAGAAGUAUCUUGCUUCAACAAUUUCUCACUCCUGAUGAACUAGUUUCCAAAAGCAAACAAGAACAAGUUGAAAAUCAACAAUUUCAAUCACAGUUACGUCAAAAGCAAGUGCCAUAUUCGCCCAAAACAUUAAGCUCACACACCACUAUUCACGAAAAUCACAAACGUCCAAUCCCUCUCAAUGUUGAACUCUUACAGUAUAAACCUUUGAGGUUACCACAGACACACGGCGACAAGGUAGCUACAUUGAACUUACGAGGUUAUAAUGAUGAUGAUUUAAUUCGCAUGGGUGAAUUUGCAUUACGAGCAGCUUAUUACUUGGGUAUCCCAAUGUCCAAAUUAACUUCCCUCAAGACUGAGAAGAGAUUAUAUACCGUUAUUAAAUCACCAUUUGCUCAAGCCAAGACCAAGCAAAAUUUCCAUCGAACAACGUACAACAAACAAUUGGUGGCUUACGAUGCUAAUCCCGAAGUUGUUGAUUUAUGGUUGAGUUAUGUCAACAGAUACAAGUUAAACAAUGUUGAUAUGAAAGCCACGGUUAUAGCGAGGGAGGGGCUGAACUAUAAUGAAGAAUUGGCCAAAUUGGAAGAGUUUGAAUUACCGCAAGCAUAUGAAGGAUUAGAGGAUCCAGUUGCCCAAAAAGUGAAGGAGUUGUUACAAUCAAAUGAUUUUAAGAAAGCUUUAUAG
Messenger RNA from Lodderomyces margitis, 735 nucleotides. RefSeq names its product mitochondrial 37S ribosomal protein uS10m. Gene Ontology annotation, cellular component: mitochondrion; small ribosomal subunit; ribosome. Bases 1 to 735 code for a protein of 244 amino acids. Gene Ontology annotation, biological process: translation. The record is from RefSeq and is a predicted model, not a curated record. Gene Ontology annotation, molecular function: structural constituent of ribosome. NCBI's taxonomy places the organism in Eukaryota, Fungi, Ascomycota, Pichiomycetes, Serinales, Debaryomycetaceae. The transcript has a single exon.